Hyposmocoma kahamanoa is the source of this 660-nucleotide messenger RNA. Its product is annotated as 14 kDa phosphohistidine phosphatase-like. The transcript is spliced from 4 exons. Bases 148 to 609 code for a protein of 153 amino acids. The record is from RefSeq and is a predicted model, not a curated record. Gene Ontology annotation, molecular function: protein histidine phosphatase activity. Gene Ontology annotation, biological process: peptidyl-histidine dephosphorylation. Lineage: Eukaryota; Metazoa; Arthropoda; Insecta; Lepidoptera; Cosmopterigidae. Gene Ontology annotation, cellular component: cytosol.
AGUGCCUUAGUAAUAAUAAUUUUAUUGUUAUACCACAAAAACCAAGCUACCUAAGCGUAGAUUUUCUUCAUAAAUACGGUUUUUAUUUUUAAUCAAGACUAAGUACCUACAUCUUGAUACAGUACAACCAGAAGUUUCAAUACUAUAAUGGCUCGCCAUCCAAAAUGGCGUUGUAACAAAAGUGAUCUAGACGCAGUAAAAAUAAUAGAUAUUGACGAGGAAGGUACUUAUGCCUACUUAGUCUUCAAAGUUUUUUGCCCUAAAGCCCCAAACAGAGAGGACAUUACAAUUAUUAGGGGAUACAAGAGGUUUAAAUAUCACUCCGAGUGUUAUGAGUUCAUUAAAACAAAUUUACUUCCCUUACACUGUGAACCGAUGGGAGGAGGCAAAAUAACUUUUGAUCCAGUGGCCAAGAAAAUUCAUGUUUUCGGAACCUCUGCAGGAUUCAAUCAAGCGUCUCAUAUUAACACAGCUAGAAUGCUUAAAUUAGAAUACCCCACCUACGGAGUCACUGCCGAAAAGACGGGUUGCCUUGUUCCUGACACAAUUCCAAGUGGCUGCGGUGCAGAUAGAGAUUUGGGUAUGCCAUGGCGGGCAACCUUCAAGUAGGUGUGAGCACAUCAUCGCUGAGACGACUGAGAAUAUGAACGAACCCGUACA